UUCUGUUCUCACUAUCAGAAUUGACAGUGUCUACCAAACUAACUACUAUGUCUCACCUGUCAGCCUAUCUCCCUGACGUGGAAUUGGUCGAACCAGGGAACUCCCACUCUGGAUCUUUGGCCGUACUGUACAACGAAACCUGGAGAACGCAGGACCCAUAUGCAGUCUUCACAUUGCUUGACGUUGUUCGUGAUAGACCAGAGAUUCGUGCAGAUGCAGAGACUGCAGACAAAGUGUGUGUGUUGCAAUGGCUCGUUGAUGGGGAGAUACCAGUCUACCUUCGCUCUUCCUUUCUAUGCUAUAAAGUCGUUGUGCGACGGGUGUAUUUUGAUUUGUUGGUGUGGAUCUGGUCGUACUUUGGCCAGGGUUGGGGCGAACAAACAGGCUACAAACCGGAUCCGAAGAUAGGGGAUGCGUUGAUUUUUCCUCUGCACAAUCCCUUCAUAGGCUUAAAUGUUGUAUCGACUGAGCAGGCACUGAAAAUGGGCGUUGUUACCACAGGAACACCUGGCAAUGCGUCUCCUCGAGACUAUCGAUUUACCUUCUGGCAGUCUAAAGAGCUGAGGGUGAAAUCUGUAUGGUGUGACUUGUUUGAUUUCCGUGAGAUUCUUGAGAUACGGUCUGUUCAGCUGAUACCAAUGCCAGAACUUAAACUACAGAGCUUUUGUAACGACUACGGUCCGAUUACUCGUCCAGCUUUCAUGCUUGCCGACGAUCCAGGCCAACACGAGAGGCAGAUUAGGGCGAAUCUGUCCAACAUUCAUUGGAAGGAACUUCAACGUGCAAUUUCCGAUCUAGGUGCAGGCUUUUUCGACACCAAAUUCUCUCACAACACAAUUAUUGCAAGGCCUAUGGACAACGACCGUACUGAGUACGUUUGCGAGUUUGCCUCGAAUAAGGUAGUGCAGAUUGUCAUCAAGCACUUCAAACAUCUAUCACACGCGAAGGCUCUCAAACUCUAUCGCAUUUUCUUGGGGAGUCCUAGAACCAGAGUAGCUGCAGGGUAUCUAUUAGAGACAACUGCUUUUGCUGCUCUUCAGAAAGGUGGAUAUUGGCGCCUUCAUUCUAUGAAGAAGCUUCCCAUUGGGGCUGAUAAGACUAAGCAGUAUUGGGGGAGACAUACAGGUGCCCCGUCCUUCACUUUGCUCACUGGACACAAAGGUUCCUCAAUAAAGAUUAGUAAGGGCAUCAAGACCAAUUACAAGCAGAAGGACUUUGCAGAAGUGAAGUGUAUUGACUACAACCCUAGUGACACAUUGCCAGACUCUAAAUCUGCAAUCUGUACAAUUAAUAGUACAGUAGCUGUAUAA
Molecule: messenger RNA, 1310 nt
Organism: Fomitiporia mediterranea MF3/22
Lineage: Eukaryota; Fungi; Basidiomycota; Agaricomycetes; Hymenochaetales; Hymenochaetaceae
Exons: 4
Coding region: 48-1310 (420 amino acids)
Source: RefSeq, a predicted model, not a curated record